Rotaria socialis is the source of this 786-nucleotide messenger RNA. The record is from the annotation of a GenBank genome assembly. NCBI's taxonomy places the organism in Eukaryota, Metazoa, Rotifera, Eurotatoria, Philodinida, Philodinidae.
AUGUACAAAGCUAUUGCAUUGAUAAUCUUAGUUAUUAUUGGACUAGUUUCGACAUCUCAACCGUUCAAUAAUCAGCCGACAAAACUGAAAUCCUUAGUUUCACCAUUUAAUCCAAGCAAAGUGAACGCCGAUCUAUGUCCAACAUGUAUCAACGAAGUUGUUACACUUGUCAAUGCUUUACUUAAUAUAAUUCUUGAUGAAGGAAUUGUACAGUCAUGCGGUCUUUUGUGUGGAGCUCUUGCCAAUAAAACGGGUUCGAUAAUUAUCGGUGACAUUUGUGAUGUUGGAUGUGAAGCAUUAGGUAUUGAUGAAUUUGUCAAACUAAUCAUUAAAUCCGAUAUUGAUCCUAUUUAUUAUUGUCAACUUGUUAAACUUUGUCCAAUUAAGGAUGAUGGAGAUGCUAAAUUUACAAACUUUAGUGUUAUGCCUAAAACUGCUCCGGAUGGUUCAAAGUUUGUGAUCGACUGUUCUUUUAUCACUCGUAAUGGUACUGGUACAGGUACAAUUAGUAUUGAUAUUAUCGAUCCUAAAAAUGAAACACAAGGCAAUAUUUAUUGGUUCGAAGAAAGAAAACCUGGCACAUAUCCAGAAAGAUUCGGUAUUGAGACUUUAACUACGAAACUUAAUUGUGAUCCUGCAACAGGCUGUAAUGCUUGGCCGAUAGGCACCUACAAUGUUAUUGCACAAGUAUGCAACGGAGAAUGUGGUUCAACGCAUCCUCAUACGUCUAUUUAUGAUGUAGCUAAAACUUCGUUUCAAAUUACAAAGAAAUCAAAAUUGUUUUGA